CCAGACCCGUCUCUCGUCUUCUUCAUUGUCUCUGUGACUUCCCAAAUUCUCUUUCUUUCCUACCGUAAUCUUCUUCUUCUCCAGUAUUUUUCUUCUCCGUCGUCCUCCAAGACGGGGCAAUUUUGUUGUCGUCGUCGUCUCAUCGUUUUCUACAUCAACAGAUUUGUCUGAGGGCUUUGUUAAAAAGAAAUGCUGCGGAGCUUGGCUGCAAGAGUUUCCUCAUCGGCUUCAGGCAGAUCAAUUUCCGGGCAGAUGCAGAAAUGCUCGGCUACUGGUCAGAUUCGACUGUUGUGUUAUGGUGUCCUUCCGGACACACUUGAUAGGAGCUCUGACUCAUUUUCCCGCAAUUCGGAAGCAAUGAAAGGCCUGAUUUCUCAGCUUAACUUGCACAUUCAGCAGGUGAUGAAGGGGGGAGGAGUGGAGGCCGUGAAGAGGAACAAAAGUAGAAAUAAACUCCUUCCGAGAGAGAGAAUCCAACGUUUAAUUGAUCCUGGUUCUUCAUUCCUCGAGCUUUCUCAGCUUGCUGCCCAUAAACUAUAUGAUGAUCCAUUACCAUCUGGUGGAAUAAUUACUGGUAUUGGUCCAGUGCACGGGCGACUUUGUAUGUUUGUUGCUAAUGAUCCGACUGUGAAGGGUGGAACAUAUUAUCCCAUCACCGUCAAGAAACAUCUCAGGGCGCAAGAGAUUGCUGCUCAGUGCAGGCUACCUUGUAUGUAUCUUGUGGAUAGUGGAGGCGCAUUUCUCCCAAAACAGGCUGAAGUCUUUCCUGACAGAGAAAAUUUCGGUAGGAUUUUCUACAAUCAGUCCGUGAUGUCUUCCGAAGGCAUUCCCCAGAUUGCUCUUGUGCUAGGCUCGUGCACAGCUGGAGGGGCUUACAUUCCUGCUAUGGCUGAUGAAAGUGUCAUGGUUAAAGGAAACGGUACCAUAUUUCUCGCCGGACCUCCCCUUGUGAAGGCCGCGACCGGUGAGGAAGUUUCUGCGGAAGACUUGGGAGGGGCAUCUGUGCAUUGUAAGACAUCAGGUGUUUCAGACUAUUUUGCUCAAGAUGAACUCCAUGCACUCGCCAUAGGAAGAAAUAUUGUAAAGAAUCUUCACAUGGCUGCCAAUUCGAACCAACAGCAUUAUACGGCCUCUGAUUUCAAGGAGCCUUUGUAUGAUGGUGCUGAACUUCGUGCUAUUGCGCCAACGGACCUCAAGCAGUCAUUUGAUGUACGAUCGGUUAUUGCGCGGGUGGUUGAUGGUAGCGAAUUCGAUGAAUUCAAGAAGCUAUAUGGCACCACGCUUGUUACAGGCUUCGCAAGAAUAUUCGGACAGCCUGUCGGAAUUAUUGGGAACAAUGGCAUACUGUUCAAUGAAUCGGCUUUGAAAGGAGCUCAUUUUAUAGAACUCUGUGCUCAACGUAACAUUCCUUUGAUCUUUCUUCAGAACAUCACUGGAUUUAUGGUUGGGUCGAAAUCUGAGGCUAACGGCAUAGCAAAAGCUGGAGCCAAAAUGGUUAUGGCCGUUUCGUGUGCAAAGGUUCCCAAAAUUACGGUGGUUGUUGGUGGAAGCUUCGGAGCCGGGAACUAUGCCAUGUGUGGACGUGCAUACAGCCCCAAUUUCAUGUUCUUUUGGCCCAAUGCAAGAAUAUCCGUUAUGGGCGGAGCUCAGGCUGCUGGCGUAUUGGCUCAGAUCGAACGUGCAAAUAAGAAAAAAGCCGGAAUCGAGUGGAGCAAGGAAGACGAGAAUAAAUUCAAGGCGGAAGUAGUCGAGGCAUACGAGCAAGAAGGCAGUCCCUAUUACUCGACAGCAAGGCUUUGGGACGACGGUGUGAUUGACCCUGCAGACACGAGGAAAGUCCUAGGCCAUUGCCUAGCUGCGGCUUCGACAAACCGUGCACCCGAGGCUACUAAAUACGGCGUCUUCAGAAUGUAAUUUCGACUGUUCGACACUCUCGAAGGCUGCAAGGAUGAUCGAUCGAAAGUGAGUCGUCGCGCCGUCGUGUCGAAAAAAGUUACGCUUGAUUGGGCACAGCACGGUCCCUUGAUCGUUUGUUUGCUUCACUAUCAGCAUUUCUAUUGGGAAAGAUUAAACAUUUUUUUUAGUAUUACAUAAAAACCUUCCUUCAUUGCUACACUUCGUUACAAUUAGUGUCCGCAAAAACUGACUCAACACGAACCCGAUACAAAAUAAUUGAGUUUGGGUCAAAGAUUUCAAUUUGAUUAUAUAUAUGAGUUGACACAAAUCCAAGACGAUAACAAUCGAGUCGGAUUAGUAUUUAUUUUUAGUUUAUUUUUUCCCAA
Messenger RNA from Andrographis paniculata, 2282 nucleotides. RefSeq names its product methylcrotonoyl-CoA carboxylase beta chain, mitochondrial. The coding region runs from base 190 to 1914 and encodes 574 amino acids. Gene Ontology annotation, molecular function: methylcrotonoyl-CoA carboxylase activity. The record is from RefSeq and is a predicted model, not a curated record. Gene Ontology annotation, biological process: L-leucine catabolic process. The transcript has 11 exons. NCBI's taxonomy places the organism in Eukaryota, Viridiplantae, Streptophyta, Magnoliopsida, Lamiales, Acanthaceae. Gene Ontology annotation, cellular component: mitochondrion; methylcrotonoyl-CoA carboxylase complex.